AUGCGUCCAGGCAGGUCGGCCGUCUGGCUGGCGCUGCUGCUGCUGGCGUGUUUGGUCCAUUCCGCCGAGCCUCAGGGCAGGUCGGCCGUCUGGCUGGCGCUGCUGCUGCUGGCGUGUUUGGUCCAUUCCGCCGAGCCUCAGGCAAGUAGCAGUGGAUCGGCAGAGACAUCCGGAAGCGACAGUGGGUCGGCAGAGGCAUCCGGCAACAGUGGGUCGUCAGAGGCAUCUGGUGUCAGUGGGUCCUCAGAGGCAUCUGGUGACAGUGGGUCCUCAGAGGCAUCUGGUGACAGUGGGUCCUCAGAGGCAUCUGGUGUCAGUGGGUCCUCAGAGGCAUCUGGUGUCAGUGGGUCCUCAGAGGCAUCUGGUGUCAGUGGGUCCUCAGAGGCAUCUGGUGACAAGGAGUCCGGAAGUAGCAGUGUGACUGCAGAGGAGCCUGGAAGUAGCAGCGUGUCGGUAGAGGAGUCCGGAAGUAGCAGUGUGACUGCAGAUGAGCCUGGAAGUAGCAGCGUGUCGGUAGAGGAGUCCGGAAGUAGCAGUGUGACUGCAGAUGACCCUGGAAGUAGCAGCGUGUCGGCAGAAGAGUCCGGAAGUAGCAGUGUGUCGGCAGAGGAGUCCGGAAGUAGCAGCGUGGGGGCAGAGGAGUCCGCAAGUAGCAGCGUGUCGGCAGAGGAGUCCGGAAGUAGCAGCGUGACUGCAGAUGAGCCUGGAAGUAGCAGCGUGUCGGCAGAGGAUAGCAGCGUGUCGGCAGAAGAGCCUGCAAGUAGCAGUGUGACGGCAGAGGAGCCUGCAAGUAGCAGCGUGUCGGCAGAGGAGCCUGCAAGUAGCAGUGUGUCGGCAGAGGAGCCCGGAAGUAGCAGUGUGUCGGCAGAGGAGCCCGGAAGUAGCAGUGUGUUGGCAAAGGAGCCUGGAAGUAGCAGUGUGUCGGCAGAGGAGUCUGGAAGUAGCAGUGUGACUGAAGAGGAGUCUGAAAGUAGCAGCGUGUCGGCAGAGGAGUCUGGAAGUCGCAGUGCGUCGGCAGAGGAGUCCGGAAGUAGCAGCGUGUCGGCAGAGGAGUCCGGAAGUAGCAGUGUGUCGGCAGACGAGUCCGGAAGUAGCAGCGUGUCGGCAGAGGCAUCUGACAACACGUGUCCAGCAGAGAAGAGAAUCUGCAGCGCAGCCGGAGACCCGCACUACAGAACGUUCGACAGAAGGCGUCACCACUUCCAAGGCCCGUGCAGAUACACCUUCGCCAAGGACUGCGGAGCUAGCAGCGCCUUUACUGUAGAAACUCAAAACGUACCGCUAACCGUCAGGCCGGUUUCCGUCGUGCGGGAAGUGUACGUGAAAGCAUACGGCUUUGAUAUCGGAAUUCUUCAACGAAAGAAAGUAACGGUGAACAGCGUGCGGAGGUCGCUGCCCAUCUCUGCAGCAGGCGGUAAGAUCAAAGUGAGCGUGAGCGGCAGGUACGUCCGGGUGCGGCUGCCGGACCUGUGUGUGGAGGUUUUCUACGACGGGCGACACAGGGUCAAGGUUGAGGUUCUGGAUAACUACAAGGACCAGAUGUGCGGACUGUGCGGGAACUACAACGACAACCAAGGAGACGACUUCAUUAAGGCAGACGGGACCCUCGCUUCGGACUGGACAGACUUCGGCAACAGCCAUGUGGUCGACAUGUCCACGUGUCCUGGAGGCGACAUCGGCCCGACGUUUGCUGAAAGCCAGCUCGAAUGUGACUCCAGCCUGAACGCCACCGUGUCGGCGCCGGACCAGUGCGGGCUGCUCCAAGCCGCGGGCGGCCCGUUCGCGGUCGGACACGACCUGGAGGACCCUUCGGGCGCCUUUGAGGACUGCGUGUACGACAUGUGCGCGCGGGAUGGAGACGUCGUCGGGCUGUGCGAGAACCUGGAGGCGUACGCGGACGCCUCGCGUGACGCCGGCGCGGCCGCCUUCGCCUGGCGAACUGCAGACCGCUGUCCUUUGGAGUGCCCAGAAAACAGCGCGUACUCCACGUGCACAAGCGCCUGUCCUGCGACCUGCACGGACCCGGACGCUGCCGGCAGCUGUUCUCGCAGCGGCUGUGUAGAAGGCUGUGUGUGCGACGAAGGCUACGUCCUGAGUGGGCUAGCCUGCGUACCGCAGGAGCAAUGUGGUUGCACCGACGACCAAGGGCGUUACUAUGUGGUAAGCACAAUAGGCUAG
This is a messenger RNA of Branchiostoma belcheri (Belcher's lancelet), 2178 nucleotides long. Its product is annotated as IgGFc-binding protein-like. Gene Ontology annotation, cellular component: extracellular matrix. Bases 1 to 2178 code for a protein of 725 amino acids. NCBI's taxonomy places the organism in Eukaryota, Metazoa, Chordata, Leptocardii, Amphioxiformes, Branchiostomatidae. The record is from RefSeq and is a predicted model, not a curated record. The transcript is spliced from 10 exons.